Messenger RNA from Sphenostylis stenocarpa, 306 nucleotides. The record is from the annotation of a GenBank genome assembly. NCBI's taxonomy places the organism in Eukaryota, Viridiplantae, Streptophyta, Magnoliopsida, Fabales, Fabaceae.
AUGUCGGGCGUUACCAACAACAACAACAACGAGGAAGACAAGAAGCCCAGCGAGCAAGGAGCACACAUCAACCUCAAAGUCAAGGGGCAGGAUGGGAACGAAGUGUUCUUCAGGAUCAAGAGGAGCACUCAAUUGAAAAAGCUUAUGAAUGCUUAUUGUGACCGACAGUCUGUGGAUUUCAACUCUAUCGCUUUUCUGUUUGAUGGGCGCCGCCUCCGUGCUGAGCAGACCCCUGAUGAGUUGGAAAUGGAGGAUGGUGAUGAAAUUGAUGCCAUGCUUCAUCAGACUGGAGGUUCUGUAUUCUGA